AUGUACGGACGAUCUCAUCCACCCGCCACCCCUGUCAAAAACAACUUCAAAAAGUGGAAGCCACCAUGGGAAGAAGACGAUCCUUCAUCUCCGAGAGUGGAGAACGGAACAACGUCGUCGAAUGGAAAACUGAGCAGAAAAACAGAGGAUGGUAAACCGAAAACAUGGAGUACGCCCUUGGAGAGCAUUAACGACGACGAAAGUGAUAAAACUACUGAAGAACUGGGAUCAACCGAGAAAAUGCCUACUGACCUCGAUACAAAAAACUCCAACAGAAAACAAUCACGCGAUUCAGCUCACGAAAAAAAAGCGGCGCCUUCGCCUGCAGCUGUACCAAAUCCGGUGAAAAAGUGGAAACCGCCAUGGGAAGAUGACGAAGUUCCUGUGGAGAAAGUACCUCAGAAGGCUCCUGAGAAAGCAGUUCCAAGUUUGAAGACGAGAGAACCUACGAAACCUUCGGUUAAACCUAGAGAUCCAUCACCGAAAAAAGCAGCGCCCAAGCCAGAAGAUAAAAAAGCUGCGCCAUCACCUGCAGCUGUACCAAAUCCGGUGAAAAAGUGGAAACCGCCAUGGGAAGAUGACGAAGUUCCUGUGGAGGAAGUACCUCAGAAGGCUCCUGAGAAAGCAGUUCCAAGUUUGAAGACGAAAGAACCUACGAAACCUUCGGCUAAACCUAGAGAUCCAUCACCGAAAAAAGCAGCGCCCAAGCCAGAAGAUAAAAAAGCUGCGCCUUCACCUGCAGCUGUACCAAAUCCGGUGAAAAAGUGGAAACCGCCAUGGGAAGAUGACGAAGUUCCUGUGGAGGAAGUACCUCAGAAGGCUCCUGAGAAAGCAGUUCCAAGUUUGAAGACGAAAGAACCUACGAAACCUUCGGCUAAACCUAGAGAUCCAUCACCGAAAAAAGCAGCGCCCAAGCCAGAAGAUAAAAAAGCUGCGCCUUCACCUGCAGCUGUACCAAAUCCGGUGAAAAAGUGGAAACCGCCAUGGGAAGAUGACGAAGUUCCUGUGGAGGAAGUACCUCAGAAGGCUCCUGAGAAAGCAGUUCCAAAAUUAAAGACGAAAGAACCUACGAAACCUUUGGCUAAACCUAGAGAUCCAUCACCGAAAAAAGCAGCGCCCAAGCCAGAAGAUAAAAAAGCUGCGCCUUCACCUGCAGCUGUACCAAAUCCGGUGAAAAAGUGGAAACCGCCAUGGGAAGAUGACGAAGUUCCUGUGGAGGAAGUACCUCAGAAGGCUCCUGAGAAAGCAGUUCCAAGUUUGAAGACGAAAGAACCUACGAAACCUUCGGUUAAACCUAGAGAUCCAUCACCGAAAAAAGCAGCGCCCAAGCCAGAAGAUAAAAAAGCUGCGCCUUCACCUGCAGCUGUACCAAAUCCGGUGAAAAAGUGGAAACCGCCAUGGGAAGAUGACGAAGUUCCUGUGGAGGAAGUACCUCAGAAGGCUCCUGAGAAAGCAGUUCCAAAAUUAAAGACGAAAGAACCUACGAAACCUUUGGCUAAACCUAGAGAUCCAUCACCGAAAAAAGCAGCGCCCAAGCCAGAAGAUAAAAAAGCUGCGCCUUCACCUGCAGCUGUACCAAAUCCGGUGAAAAAGUGGAAACCGCCAUGGGAAGAUGACGAAGUUCCUGUGGAGGAAGUACCUCAGAAGGCUCCUGAGAAAGCAGUUCCAAGUUUGAAGACGAAAGAACCUACGAAACCUUCGGUUAAACCUAGAGAUCCAUCACCGAAAAAAGCAGCGCCCAAGCCAGAAGAUAAAAAAGCUGCGCCUUCACCUGCAGCUGUACCAAAUCCGGUGAAAAAGUGGAAACCGCCAUGGGAAGAUGACGAAGUUCCUGUGGAGGAAGUACCUCAGAAGGCUCCUGAGAAAGCAGUUCCAAGUUUGAAGACGAAAGAACCUACGAAACCUUCGGCUAAACCUAGAGAUCCAUCACCGAAAAAAGCAGCGCCCAAACCAGAAAAGAAAAAUUCGGAAGAAUCUCCUGUGAAACCUUUGAAACCAGUACUGGGUCUCAAAUCGAAAGACCCGCAAUCAAAAAAUGAGAUUGAAAGCGAACCUGAAACUCCAACAUUCAAUUUCACCAUGCUACCGAAGAAAAAGCAACCAGACAGUGAAUCACCUGCUGAUCCUUUAGGAGGACCAAAACCGAAAGAUCCCAAGUUGAGCCUCAAAGAUCCGAAACCAAAAGAGGCUCCAAAGAAAGCUCCAGUCAAACCUGAGAAGAAACCGGAAGACAAAAAACCGACAGAGAAGCCGAAGCCGAAAGAAGAGAAACCAAAGGAACCUGAAGCACCAAAGGCACCGAAAAAGUGGCGCCCGCCGUGGGAAGACGAUCCUGACGAACCAGAAGAAGAUGAACCAGCUCCACUGAAGCUUAAACAACCUGAAGAUGAACCUGAAACUCCUACUACUGACUUCACUUUGCCACCUAAGAAGAAGCAACCAGACAGUGAAUCACCUGCUGAUCCUUUAGGAGGACCAAAACCGAAAGAUCCCAGGUUGAGCCUCAAAGAUCCGAAACCAAAAGAAGCUCCGAAGAAAGCUCCAGUCAAACCUGAGAAGAAACCGGAAGACAAAAAACCGACAGAGAAGCCGAAGCCGAAAGAAGAGAAACCAAAGGAACCUGAAGCACCAAAGGCACCGAAAAAGUGGCGCCCGCCGUGGGAAGACGAUCCUGACGAACCAGAAGAAGAUGAACCAGCUCCACUGAAGCUUAAACAACCUGAAGAUGAACCUGAAACUCCUACUACUGACUUCACUUUGCCACCUAAGAAGAAGCAACCAGACAGUGAAUCACCUGCUGAUCCUUUAGGUGGACCAAAACCGAAAGAUCCCAAGUUGAGCCUCAAAGAUCCGAAACCAAAAGAAGCUCCGAAGAAAGCUCCAGUCAAACCUGAGAAGAAACCGGAAGACAAAAAACCGACAGAGAAGCCAAAGCCGAAAGAAGAGAAACCAAAGGAACCUGAAGCACCAAAGGCACCGAAAAAGUGGCGCCCGCCGUGGGAAGACGAUCCUGACGAACCAGAAGAAGAUGAACCAGCUCCACUGAAGCUUAAACAACCUGAAGAUGAACCUGAAACUCCUACUGCUGACUUUACUUUGCCACCUAAGAAGAAGCAACCAGACAGUGAAUCACCUGCUGAUCCUUUAGGAGGACCAAAACCGAAAGAUCCCAAGUUGAGCCUCAAAGAUCCGAAACCAAAAGAAGCUCCGAAGAAAGCUCCAGUCAAACCUGAGAAGAAACCGGAAGACAAAAAACCGACAGAGAAGCCGAAGCCGAAAGAAGAGAAACCAAAGGAACCUGAAGCACCAAAGGCACCGAAAAAGUGGCGCCCGCCAUGGGAAGACGAUCCUGACGAACCAGAAGAAGAUGAACCAGCUCCACUGAAGCUUAAACAACCUGAAGAUGAACCUGAAACUCCUACUGCUGACUUCACUUUGCCACCUAAGAAGAAGCAACCAGACAGUGAAUCACCUGCUGAUCCUUUAGGAGGACCAAAACCGAAAGAUCCCAAGUUGAGCCUCAAAAAUCCGAAACCAAAAGAAGCUCCGAAGAAAGCUCCAGUCAAACCUGAGAAGAAACCGGAAGACAAAAAACCGACAGAGAAGCCGAAGCCGAAAGAAGAGAAACCAAAGGAACCUGAAGCACCAAAGGCACCGAAAAAGUGGCGCCCGCCAUGGGAAGACGAUCCUGGCGAACCAGAAGAAGUUGAACCAGCUCCACUGAAGCUUAAACAACCUGAAGAUGAACCUGAAACUCCUACUGCUGACUUUACUUUGCCACCUAAGAAGAAGCAACCAGACAGUGAAUCACCUGCUGAUCCUUUAGGAGGACCAAAACCGAAAGAUCCCAAGUUGAGCCUCAAAAAUCCGAAACCAAAAGAAGCUCCGAAGAAAGCUCCAGUCAAACCUGAGAAGAAACCGGAAGACAAAAAACCGACAGAGAAGCCGAAGCCGAAAGAAGAGAAACCAAAGGAACCUGAAGCACCAAAGGCACCGAAAAAGUGGCGCCCGCCAUGGGAAGACGAUCCUGACGAACCAGAAGAAGAUGAACCAGCUCCACUGAAGCUUAAGCAACCUGAAGAUGAACCUGAAACUCCUACUGCUGACUUCACUUUGCCACCUAAGAAGAAGCAACCAGACAGUGAAUCACCUGCUGAUCCUUUAGGAGGACCAAAACCGAAAGAUCCCAAGUUGAGCCUCAAAAAUCCGAAACCAAAAGAAGCUCCGAAGAAAGCUCCAGUCAAACCUGAGAAGAAACCGGAAGACAAAAAACCGACAGAGAAGCCGAAACCGAAAGAAGAGAAACCAAAGGAACCUGAAGCACCUAAAGCACCGAAAAAGUGGCGCCCGCCAUGGGAAGACGAUCCUGACGAACCAGAAGAAGAUAAACCAGCUCCACUGAAGCUUAAACAACCUGAAGAUGAACCUGAAACUCCUACUGCUGACUUUACUUUGCCACCUAAGAAGAAGCAACCAGACAGUGAAUCACCUGCUGAUCCUUUAGGAGGACCAAAACCGAAAGAUCCCAAGUUGAGCCUCAAAGAUCCGAAACCAAAAGAGGCUCCAAAGAAAGCUCCAGUCAAACCUGAGAAGAAACCGGAAGACAAAAAACCGACAGAGAAGCCAAAGCCGAAAGAAGAGAAACCAAAGGAACCUGAAGCACCAAAGGCACCGAAAAAGUGGCGCCCGCCAUGGGAAGACGAUCCUGACGAACCAGAAGAAGAUGAACCAGCUCCACUGAAGCUUAAGCAACCUGAAGAUGAACCUGAAACUCCUACUGCUGACUUCACUUUGCCACCUAAGAAGAAGCAACCAGACAGUGAAUCACCUGCUGAUCCUUUAGGAGGACCAAAACCAAAAGAUCCCAAGUUGAGCCUCAAAGAUCCGAAACCAAAAGAAGCUCCGAAGAAAGCUCCAGUCAAAUCUGAGAAGAAACCGGAAGACAAAAAACCGACAGAGAAGCCGAAACCGAAAGAAGAGAAACCAAAGGAACCUGAAGCACCUAAAGCACCGAAAAAGUGGCGCCCGCCAUGGGAAGACGAUCCUGACGAACCAGAAGAAGAGCCUAUAGAUGAAGAGCAAGAAGAUGAACCAGAAAACGGUGAACCUUCACGUCCAAAGCUCAAAAUUCCUGACGACGAGCCGGGAAGUCCUUCUGUCGAUUUCAGUUUGCCUGGACCCGAAUCAGAAGAGCCAGAAGACGAACCAGAAUUUGAUACACCUACAGGAGAUAAGCCCAAAAGAAAACGACCAAAAUCUGAAGGUCCUGAUCAACCAAUUACUAAAAAACCGAAAAGCAAGAAACGUAGAAAACGACCUCAGCCAGAUACAGAGAAGGCUCCAUCUGUGGAACCCGUGCAACCUGAGAAACCUGAAGAGCUAAAGAAACCACAAUGGAUACCACCAAUCAAAGUAGAAGAACCGAUUCCAAUGCCUCCGAAAGAAAAGUCGAUAGCUGAGAAAAACAAGGAAGAGCGCAUUCCGCCAACUCUUCGUUACGCCAAAAAGCCGAGACAUUUGUGGGUCCUCCUGAUAAGUUCAUUUUUUUUAUUUUUUGUUUUCAGAGAUGUGUAUAUACCUUUUGUUAUUCCCUGGGAGCAAACAGCUGCCAUAAUGACCCAAGAAGGAAUGGGAGCCUUCGGAAAAUCACGAGAGGCCAAUCCAACUGUCAAUUACGGUGAAAAACCACUAAUACAGGUAGUAUAAGAAAAUAAUUUUCUCUGAAAAAAAAGUAAACAUUUUAGGGAGCAGUGAAGUCAGAAACGGUCAUUCCGCUUCUGAAUGACGAACGAAGCUGUGCGAAUCGAUCCGGAAUGACGCCGUUUGGAGGAAAGAGGCUUGCUGUCGAAGGCGUUGUAGACAAUCAUGAAUACAAAAAUCUGGAUGUCAGUCUGAGUUUCGGAUGUUUUGUAAAAAUUUUGAUAUUGGUCUGAAUGAAAAAAAACUCGAAAAAAAAAUUUCAGAAUGGAAAAAGUGAGUCAAUCAUUCCUCUCAUGAGUAGAGGAUCAACGGCUCAUAGCAAAAAUGAGUUUGGAAACUUACGCCUUCAGGUAUUCAGUUCUAUUUUUUUUGCUUAUUUCGUCAUUUCGAUGAAAUUCAGACAAGCGAUGUGAAGUACAAAGACGGGAUGAAACCAGGAAUGUGUCCGGAUUCUCACAAUUUUAUCUCUCGGCAGUUUGCUCCGAGUUCUCGGAAAGCUGGGAGUCAUGUUUUGGACCGAAGACGAAACCAAGUAAACUAUUUUAAAACUUUUGCUCUUUCUUUCGAACUUCAGUGACUGCUCUUACUAAGGAACGUUUCAUACCCACCGGUUAAACUUUUGAUGAAACUCCGCUGAAGUGUACUUUCGGACUUCCGGAUUGCAGAAAAAAAAAUGUCUUGCAAUAGAUUUCCUUUUUGAGUUGAGACACUUCGAAAGCUUGAAAUAGCGCUUUUUUGUCAUUUUGCGGACUUUGAAGCUUCAUAAGUCAAAAAUAAAACCUAUUGCGAGAAUUUUUUUCUUUUUCUGCAAUCAGAAGGUCCUGAAGUACACUUAAGCAAAGUGUCAGCAAAAGUUCAACCGGGAGGUAAGAAACGUUACCUCGUUAGUUUUGAUUUUCAAAAGUUGAAACUAUAUUAUGAGCUUCUCUAAAGAUAUGAAUUUCAUAUUGGGGACGCAAUACCGAUGUCCAAGGCCAGUGAAGGGUUGAUCCCGCUGAUGUUUGACGGGAGAGCCGUUGAAAUCAAAGAAGGAAGCGAGUUUGGUUCGUUCCGUCCAACAGUUUCCAACUCGACCGGAGGGUAUCUCAUGACCUAUCAGGAUGAAGUCAAGUGCAAAGGAAUCGUUCCUUUCCAGGUAUUCAACAAAUUUCUCUUAAUAUCCCACUUAAUUCAAAAAAACAGGACGGCAUGCGAGUCGGAAUAACAAAAACAAGGAAAAUAGUCUUUUUGUUAGAUAGUUCGUCCUUUUUUAGUAAAAAGUAUUUUUCCAUAACAUCAUAUCAAAGUUGCCUAAACUCCAAAAAAAAAAUAAAAUAAAUUUCCAAGUUUCCAAAAAAUUAACGUGCAUUUUAUCGACUUUUUUACUACCCGUUUUUUUGGAGUUUUGAGCCAGCCAGUUUUUCUUCAGAACCGAGCAGAAAUUUUCAGUUGAAAAUGGCGAAAGUGAUAGUUCAUUCGUUUAUUCUUUUUAUAUUUUUUUCGAUAGACUCAGAAAUGAGCUUUUUUCAAAUUUGCCCAUUUUCCUUUUUGCAGCUACUUGAAAAAAAUUUUUAACAGUAACUUUUAGUGUUGAUAACUUUCACCGCUUUUCAGUAAUUAUUUGGUCUGCCUUGAGAUGUUCGUCAAAUAUUCCGCGAUCUCGCGUGUUUUUAGAGCUCAUAUAUUCCAGCAGCCUAACUUUUCAAUAAACCCAAACGUCGAUUCAGCCCCAAACAAACAACACAAAAUUUGCAGACGGCUCCAUCGCUGGUCGCAUAA
Messenger RNA from Caenorhabditis auriculariae, 7458 nucleotides. NCBI's taxonomy places the organism in Eukaryota, Metazoa, Nematoda, Chromadorea, Rhabditida, Rhabditidae. The record is from the annotation of a GenBank genome assembly.